UCCGACUCGCGUCACUUCCCGCUCCGCUUGACAAACUGGUGGAGCCUGGGCCCGGCCAGCUGGGGCUCUGAGCCUCCUCUACCGGCAUGUCUCUCCGCUGCGGCGGCGUCUCUGGCAUACUUGGGUCCCGGGUACUUGGAAACUACUUGUAUAGACAGUACAGAACAUUAAGUUCUUUGCCGGACAAAAAGAAAGAGCUCCUACAGAAUGGACCAGAUCUUCAGGAUUUCAUAUCUGGGGACCUUUCAGACAAGAACACCUGGGCUGAAUAUAAAGGAAAUUUGAAACGUCAGAAAGGAGAGAGGCUAAGUUUGCCACCCUGGCUAAAAACAGAGAUUCCUAUUGGAAAAAAUUACAAUAAGCUGAAAAACACGUUGCGGAAUUUAAAUCUCCAUACAGUAUGUGAAGAGGCACGGUGUCCCAAUAUUGGGGAGUGUUGGGGAGGGGGAGAAUUUGCCACUGCUACGGCCACAAUCAUGUUGAUGGGGGACACUUGUACAAGAGGUUGCAGAUUUUGUUCUGUUAAGACUGCAAGACGACCACCUCCAUUGGAUGCUAAUGAGCCCUAUAAUACAGCCAAAGCAAUUGCAGAGUGGGGGCUCGAUUAUGUUGUGCUGACAUCCGUGGAUCGAGAUGAUUUGCCUGAUGGGGGUGCUGAACACUUUGCAAAGACAGUUUCACAUUUGAAGGAAAGGAAUUCAAAUAUAUUAGUGGAAUGCCUGACUCCUGAUUUCCGAGGAGACCUUAAAUCUGUCGAGAUAGUUGCACAGUCAGGAUUAGAUGUGUAUGCCCAUAAUGUGGAAACUGUUCCAGAAUUACAGAGGAAAGUACGUGAUCCUCGAGCGAAUUUUAACCAAUCUCUAGAAGUAUUGAAACAUGCCAAGAAGGUUCGGCCUGACGUCAUUUCCAAAACAUCCAUAAUGUUGGGCCUGGGAGAGACUGAUGAACAAGUGUAUUCUACAAUGAAAGCACUGCGCGAGGCAGAGGUGGACUGUCUGACCCUCGGACAAUACAUGCAGCCAACCAAGCGUCUCCUCAAGGUAGAAGAGUAUGUUACCCCUGAAAAGUUCAAGUACUGGGAAAAAAUAGGAAAGGAACUUGGAUUUUAUUAUACUGCCAGUGGACCAUUAGUACGUUCCUCAUAUAAAGCCGGUGAAUUUUUCCUGAAAAAUCUAGUGGCAAAAAGGAAGACAAGAACCAUAUGAAUCUGUAAAUGAUAAGACAUCUUAACGGUCUUUUACAUUUGGUCCCACACCGUCAAGCGUCCUUAACACCAGAAACAAUUACAUCUGUUGGAAAUAGGCCCCAACUUUAUUUCACAUUCUUCAAGUAGUGAGUGGGCUUUUUUGUGAAUGAGUUUUUCCUCAUCUUCACCUGGAAGUUUAGCUUACUGAAAUAAAACCAUUAAACAACUUGGUAACAAUGUGAUGUUAACAGCAUAAUAAAAAUCUAUUAGGGGCUUUCAUCCAAAUGUUGCUUAUGCAUUACCACAUCUUAAUUGUGAAAAGAGGCUCCAAAGCAAAUAUUCACCAUCAGUCAUGACCAUGAUCUGUUGCCUUACCCUGAGGUUGUCCUUCAGCAGCACUGAAGUCAUUUGGGAAAAGUUUGUUCUGAAUGUGAUUUUACAUCAAUAUGAGUAUUAUACUGUGAAAGAUAAUUUUACAUUGUUACUAAAUUGCGGGAAGGGUUUAAAAGGACUGUUAAAGUUGUGUGUGGGGAGAGUUUUGAAGAAUUCUGAUUGGGCAGUUUGAUAGUGCAGUGCAUAGAGUACUGGCCAGAGUUAGGAAGACCUGGGUUCAAAUCCACUGUUAGAUACUUAACAUUUGUUAGCACUGUGACUCUGAGCAAGUCACUGAAUCCCAUUUGCCUUGGGGGGGAAAAAAAAAGAAUUCUGAUGAAGUAAGUAAAUCAGGAAAUUCUUUUUGUUAGGAAACUUUUUUUUUUUCCUUUUUAAGUAUUUUUUCCCCCUCAUUGCUUGGUAAGCAAUUUCUUUUAGUAAGGCAGUUGGGGUUAAGUGAUUUGCCCAGAGUCAUAUAGCUAAUUGUAAAGACAGAUUUUCAAUUUUUAACAUUUUUUUUAAUUGAGAUUUUCUUCUCUUCUUCCCCUUCUUCCCAAAACAAUCAGUAAUUGAUAUGUGUGCAAUCACGUAAAACUUAUUUUUAUAUUAGUCAUGUUGUCAAGAUGUAAUCCAAAAGGAAAAAGUACAAAAAAUCCCACAUGCAAAUAGUGCGCUUUGAUCUGUAUUCAGACUUCAGCAGUUCUUUCUCAAUCAGGAAAUAUUUAGAAUGUAACAAUGUCAGUUAUGUAUGUAUAUAUGUAUGUAUGUAUGGUGAUAUUAAAUAUAUUCAGUUGGGUAUUCAAUUAAAGUAUUUAAUCAUUGAAAAA
Molecule: messenger RNA, 2385 nt
Organism: Antechinus flavipes (yellow-footed antechinus)
Lineage: Eukaryota; Metazoa; Chordata; Mammalia; Dasyuromorphia; Dasyuridae
Gene: LIAS
Product: lipoic acid synthetase
Exons: 11
Coding region: 87-1205 (372 amino acids)
Biological process (GO): lipoate biosynthetic process
Cellular component (GO): mitochondrion
Molecular function (GO): 4 iron, 4 sulfur cluster binding; lipoate synthase activity
Source: RefSeq, a predicted model, not a curated record